This is a messenger RNA of Trichomonas vaginalis G3, 417 nucleotides long. RefSeq lists its product as uncharacterized. Lineage: Eukaryota; Parabasalia; Trichomonadida; Trichomonadidae. The record is from RefSeq and is a predicted model, not a curated record. Bases 1 to 417 code for a protein of 138 amino acids. The transcript has a single exon.
AUGUUCGAGAAAAAGUUCAACAUUGAAGUACAAACUUUACAGCCUUUACGUGAGUUUCUUGCACAACUGAAAGAAGAAGGUAGUCAGCCACAACUUAUAGACUUUCAUUAUGAAUUUAAUGAAAAUGAAGAUGGAACUCAUGACUGUCAGUUUGUUAUAUAUUCACCAUUCAAUGAAGUAGCUAAAAAGAAAGAAAAUCCAUUACGUAUAAGAUUUCAAAUCUCUGAACCAAGUGAUGAUUUCAAAAAUGUUUUCAAUUAUAAUGCAAUGCUUCCGAGGAAAAAUGAAUUUUCCGAAAUUAGAUUUCCAGGUAUUUGGGAUAGAAAGCAAGCUAUAUUAUAUUCAAACUUAAGUAAGGGAGUUGAAAAUGAGUUCAUUGGUCAUACAAGGAAAAAACCAGAAUUUUCGAAAAAGUGA